GCCCCACGCCUCCUGCCUCUCCCCACGUACAAAGGCGCAGGUCCGCUGCGCUCCGCUGGCCGCCGGUUCCAGCUAGCCCUGCGUCUGUGCCGCGCCUCCCUUGCUAGGUUUCAACAGACUCCAUCAAAAUGCCGUCUCAAAUGGAGCACGCCAUGGAGACCAUGAUGUUCACAUUUCACAAGUUUGCGGGAGACAAAGGCUACCUGACCAAGGAGGACCUGAGAGUCCUCAUGGAGAAGGAGUUCCCUGGGUUUUUGGAAAAUCAAAAAGACCCUCUGGCUGUGGACAAAAUAAUGAAAGACCUGGACCAGUGCAGAGACGGCAAAGUGGGCUUCCAGAGCUUCUUCUCGCUGAUCGCAGGCCUCACCAUCGCAUGCAAUGACUAUUUUGUGGUACACAUGAAGCAGAAGGGAAAGAAGUAAAGAAUCCAGCAAUUCUCCCCGCCCUAUAAAGAUCUCCCAAAGGGUUGCUUCAGGAACCUGCCCCACCGAUUCCCCCUGUGUAAAGAUUUCAGGAGAGGAUCAGGACCCUUAGAAAAUGCGCAAAUAAUGUCUAACUCCCAUUUGACAAACAGAGAAAGCUAAAGCUUUUGGUUUUUAUAUUGUUUGCAUCCUCUUGCCCUCAAUAAAGUCUCUCUCUCUUUUUUUUUUUUA
Marmota flaviventris (yellow-bellied marmot) is the source of this 653-nucleotide messenger RNA. RefSeq names its product S100 calcium binding protein A10 (gene S100a10). Gene Ontology annotation, molecular function: calcium-dependent protein binding; calcium ion binding; transmembrane transporter binding. Gene Ontology annotation, cellular component: cytoplasm. NCBI's taxonomy places the organism in Eukaryota, Metazoa, Chordata, Mammalia, Rodentia, Sciuridae. The record is from RefSeq and is a predicted model, not a curated record.